CCUGGAGUGUGGACCUGGGAGACCAGGGCUUCAUCUAAGUUGCGGAAACAUGCCCUCCAUGUUUGAGAGAACAACCAAGAAAUUGGUCAAAGAGAUCGGAGACCGAGAGCUCAGACCUGUCAAAUGCUUGGUGAGCGCCGCCAAGAUACGCCGGUUUUCUCUGAUACGGAGGAAGAAGGCUCGCUCUCGGUUUUGGCAACUACCCGAUGUCCCACUUGACGUCUCCCUCAUGCACAUAAUCGAACCAGGUUCUUCGGUCCCAGACGCUGCUGUGGAAGUGUCUGCCGUCUUCAGUGACAUCGAGGUCAGGAAGCAGCAGGCGGCUGGGAGCGUGAAUGCUGGGGCAGAAGCGGGCUUGUCGGGGGAGACUGCUGCGUGCCGAGGGUCCUCCCUCGAGUACCAGAUUGUUAGCACCACACACGAAACCUGGGCAGAGCUUCAGAAGAGGUGAGGACAGGGGGAGGGACCUGGUCAAUGGGCCCCACUCGGAGCUCUCCUUGUGGACAAAGAGGCUCAGAAUGAAGAAAAUGACACCCCAGAUCACGCUGCCCUUUUUGGA
Molecule: messenger RNA, 559 nt
Organism: Myotis brandtii (Brandt's bat)
Lineage: Eukaryota; Metazoa; Chordata; Mammalia; Chiroptera; Vespertilionidae
Product: gasdermin-C-like
Exons: 3
Coding region: 50-451 (133 amino acids)
Biological process (GO): pyroptotic inflammatory response; defense response to bacterium
Molecular function (GO): phosphatidylserine binding; phosphatidylinositol-4,5-bisphosphate binding; phosphatidylinositol-4-phosphate binding
Source: RefSeq, a predicted model, not a curated record